GCAGCUUCGUGCAUAUUGCGUAGUGCUCUGUUUUGAUUUUUUGUUGUUUUCCUUAUUAUUUAAACGAAUCUCCUUCCUUCCCUUUGCAUUAGACUCAAUUUUUAUCAUAAGAUUUGAAUAGUCCACAGAGGUUACUUGCGAAAGAAGAAAAUGAUGAUAACCAAGUCCAAGAGUACUACUGAGGAGCAGGCCAGACUAAAACCUGAAUAUGAUCGAGCAAGUGAAUUGAAAGCUUUUGAUGAAACAAAAGCUGGCGUCAAAGGACUAGUUGAUGCUGGAAUCAAAGAAGUUCCUCGGAUAUUCUAUCAGCCGCGAGAUCAGUUUGAGACGGACUCAUUUUCAGGUGGCACUCAGGUUAGUAUUCCUGUUAUAGACCUUGAAGGAGUGGAGAAAAAUCCAAUUACUCGUAAGGAGAUAGUUGAAAAAGUCCAAAUUGCAUCGAAGACAUGGGGAUUCUUUCAAGUGCUUAACCACGGGAUUCCAGUGAGUGUCAUGGACGAAAUGAUGGAUGGUGUGCGUAGGUUUUUUGAGCAAGGUGUUGAGGCUAAAAAACAACUCUUCUCCCGUGAUUAUACGAAAAGGGUGGUGUACAAUUCUAAUUUUGAUCUGUUUAGUGCACCAGCAGCUAAAUGGAGAGAUACAGUUUUCUGCUCUAUGGCUCCUAAUCCUCCCAAGCCAGAAGAGUUGCCAACAGUUUUCAGGGAUAUAACGCUGGAAUACUCAAAGCAAAUAAUGAAUUUGGGUUAUUUGCUGUUUGAGUUACUCUCGGAGGCUCUCGGACUGAACCUUGAUUAUCUGAGAGAUAUUGACUGUGCUAAAGGGUUGGUCAUGCUGUGCCAUUACUAUCCCAUCUGUCCACAGCCAGAACUGACUCUAGGUUCAAGCAAGCAUGCCGACAAUGGCUUCCUCACCGUGCUCCUACAAGACCAUGUUGGCGGUCUCCAGGUACUUCAUGAAAAUCACUGGAUUGAUGUACCCCCAACCCCGGGGGCUCUUGUCAUUAACAUUGGAGAUCUUCUACAGCUUAUAUCAAAUGAUAGUUUUACAAGUGUGGCCCACAGAGUACUGACAAAUUCCGUAGGGUCUAGAGUAUCAGUGGCCAGCUUUUUCACAACUGCUCUUCUGCCAGACUCAAGAUUGUACGGGCCUAUCAAGGAGUUGUUGUCAGAAGAGAACCCUCCAAAAUACAGGGAAACCACUGUCAAGGACUAUAUCACCUACUUCAACGCAAAAGGUCUUAGUGGUACUUCUCCCUUGCCACAUUUCAGUUUGAUUUGUGAAACAUUGCCUUAUUUUUCAUCGGAUGUCCCCCUCUUUUUGUUAAAAAUUGCUAAUCGGAGGAAGAAAAUGGUGAUUGCCAAGACAGAUGAAGUGCAGUUCGAACUAAAGCCUGAAUAUGAUCGAACAAGUGAACUGAAAGCUUUUGAUGAUACAAAAGCUGGGGUUAAAGGUCUUGUUGAUGCUGGAAUUAAAGAGGUUCCUCGGAUAUUCCAACACCCGCCAGAUCAGUCUGAGAAGAUCUCAGUUUCAGGUGUCACACAGGUCAGAAUUCCUGUCAUAGACCUUGAAGGAGUGAAGAAGGAUCCAGGAACUCGUCAGGAGAUUGUUGAGAAAGUCCGAGAUGCAUCGAAAACAUUGGGAUUCUUCCAAGUUGUGAAUCAUGGAAUUCCACUGAGUGUCCUGGAAGAGAUGAAGGAUGGUGCACGUAGGUUUUUUGAGCAAGAUUUGGAGAUCAAAAAGCAGUUCCACACUCGAGAUUAUACCAAAAGGGUGGCUUACAAUAGCAAUUUUGAUCUGUAUAGUUCACCAGCAGCCAACUGGAGAGAUACAGUUUCCAGCCUUAUGGCUCCAGAUCCUCCUAUGCCAGAAGAGUUACCGGAUGUAUGCAGGGAUAUAAUGAUGGAGUACUCAAAGCUAGUAAUGCAUUUGGGUUAUUUGCUGUUUGAGUUAUUCUCGGAGGCUGUAGGGUUGCACCCUGAUCACCUGAAAGACAUGGAUUGUGCUAAAGGGCUCGUUAUGCUGUCACAUUAUUACCCCGCGUGCCCACGGCCAGAACUAACUCUGGGUGCAACCAAGCAUGCGGACAAUGACUUCCUCACGGUGCUUCUACAAGACCAUAUUGGUGGCCUUCAAGUAUUUCAUGAAAAUCAAUGGGUUGAUAUACCCCCAACUCCUGGAGCUCUUGUGAUUAACAUUGGAGAUCUACUACAGCUAAUAUCAAACGAUGCUUUUGUAAGUGUGGAGCAUAGAGUGCUGUCAAAUUCUGUGGGAGCAAGAGUAUCAGUGGCAUGCUUUUUCAGCACUUUUCUUCUGCCAGAUUUAAGACCUUAUGGACCCAUUAAGGAGCUGUUAUCAGAAGAAAAUCCUCCAAAAUACAGGGAAACCACUGUGAGAGAAUUUGUUGAGUACGUCCAUACAAAAGGCCUUGAUGGUACUUCCGCCCUGCCGCAUUUCAACUCUAAACUUGGCCAUGGAGAUGAAAUCAGCAAUAUCAGCAUGACAUAAAUUAUAUAAUUUGGACUGUUUUCAGAAAAAUUUUGGUCAUGAUUACUAUGAUACUUGACCAAUUAAAAGGAAGUGAUGUUUAUCUACAGAACUUAUGAACCUUAGCUUGCUGAAAUCCGUGCUCUUUCUAGUG
Messenger RNA from Theobroma umbraticum, 2638 nucleotides. RefSeq names its product 1-aminocyclopropane-1-carboxylate oxidase homolog 1-like. The record is from RefSeq and is a predicted model, not a curated record. Lineage: Eukaryota; Viridiplantae; Streptophyta; Magnoliopsida; Malvales; Malvaceae.